Molecule: messenger RNA, 8009 nt
Organism: Misgurnus anguillicaudatus (oriental weatherfish)
Lineage: Eukaryota; Metazoa; Chordata; Actinopteri; Cypriniformes; Cobitidae
Source: RefSeq, a predicted model, not a curated record
CACGACAACAUAAGAAAGCUCUUUUAAGGAAUACAGUUAUUUUGGGCUGGUGGACUUUUUAUAUUUCCUUAAACUUCACUUUUCCCCUCCCUUCACUUUUGCUACUUUCUCAUUCACUCUCUCUCUCCACGCACGCACACACACCCUCGCGCGCGCUCCCUCGCAUUUCGUGGGAGAAAGUAAGAAGAGGGGGAGAGAAAGAGAGAGAGAGAUUGGGAGAGAGUGAUUUGAAGUCUCUCUCCGCUCUCUCAGCUUUCCUGGUUACUCAGAUUCAAUGGGGCUCUAGCAUUAAGGAUUUCAAGCUGUAAACCUACAUAUUUAUUACCCGUCCCCGUUUUUUUGUAUUUAAAUAUUGUACAUAAGAUAUAGAUAGCCUAACUUAUUAAAGAACAAGGUGGGUGUGCGUUUAAAGACGUCUCUUACGGCGCACCAAGUUUCUUUUUGGCUCGACUGACUUUAUGUGAGAUAAAAAGCAACUCUAAUUUGAAAUUGUCCUACCUUGUAGUAAAACUAAACCGGUUUGGAACAAAAACGUAGGAACUAUGGAUAUUCGGAAGAAGCGGAGGCCGUGGUACAUGGAGACCUCGCUCGUGCUCCUCCUGUGCGUAACUCUGGCGCAAGCAGAUCCAGUAAAUGUUUUGCGGGUGCUGCAGUUGCCUUCACUUCCUGAAGGUGUUCAAAAGGUUCCUGGUUUCUGUACCUCACGCCGGGCCGGCACACCUGAUCAUGCCUACCGCAUCACCAAGAAAGCUCAGAUCUCUGCUCCCACCAAACAACUCUUCUCAGGACGUUUCCCGGAGAACUUCUCCAUCAUGACCCUGGUAAAGCCCAAAGCUGGUCUUCAGGCCUUCCUCCUGUCCAUCUACAAUGAGCAGGGCGUACAGCAGCUGGGUGUGGAGUUGGGUCGCUCACCCAUCUUUCUUUACGAGGACCAAAAUCGCAAACCUGCCCCAGAAGAUUACCCACUGUUCAGAGGGCUCAACCUGGCAGACGGCAAGUGGCACCGCAUUGCCAUUUCUGUCCAGAAGAAGAACGUUACAUUGAUCCUGGACUGCAAGAAACGUAUAACCAAAGCUCUGCCGCGUAGCAACAACCCAGUCUUGGACAACAAGGGCAUCACUGUCUUUGGGGCUCGUUUGUUGGACGAGGAGGUCUUCCAGGGUGACAUCCAGCAACUGCUGAUCGCAUCCAACCCUCAGGCUGCUUAUGACUUCUGUGAGCACUACAGCCCUGACUGUGACUCUCCGCUGCCCAAGGUUCAGUCCCAGGACCCAAACACCUAUGGCAGCAAGGCUAACAAUGGAAAAACCCCAACCAAACCUACUGCUGCUCCCAAAUCUGCAAAGCCAGGAGCUAAACCAGCUAAAGCCAAGCCUUCUUCAACAAAGCCGACCCCAUCUGCCAAACUCGCCAAGGCCAAACCUAUCUUGCUCUCCAAAAUCAAACCCACCAAAUCAGCACCCAAACCGAAAGCAACACCAGCUCCAAAGAAUGGCAACCAAAAGAAAGCCAGCGACAAUGGGGACAAAAAAAUAAAUAAUAAUGGCAAUAGUAAAGUAAAAGUCAAUGGAGAAGCUAAAGCUGGUAGCAGUGCCAAUGGGAAGGCGGCUAAUGGUAAUGGCAAAACAGUUGCAGACAAAAAGACGAAUGGCAAAACAGCAAAGACUGAAAAGGCAGCAGUGAGCAAAGUAACAAUAGUAAAGAAAUCAGAAACAGCCAAAAAGACCUCAGUAACCAAAACUGGGCCUAGCGAGGCUAAAGCCGUGAAAACUGAGAUUGUCAAAGCUAAAGCUAAUCCAGUCCCACCAAAGAAUAAAGUGACCAAAACUGUUGUAGAGAAGGUCAAAGUAGCAUCCGUCACUAAGAAACCUUUUGUUUCCAAACCCACACCUGCGCCUUUGCCCAAUCCUUCAAAGCCCAGGGUCCUGGAUGGCAAUAACGUCAAAUCGAUUUCCAAAAAUUUCCCGCCCUUCGGCAAGGCUGUUGUGAGCGGCACGACCAUCUCUUCAGAAAUACCCAAGAAGAAACCAACCAAUCGUUAUCAACAGGAUGUAGAUCCUGCUUACUCAGAGGCUGACCACACCCCCACAGAGGCUGAUUAUUAUGACCCAGUAGAAGAGGCGGGGCCACAGCCAGAAAAUGAGAUCAAUGGAUAUGAAGAAACCAGUAACAAGGUUGAUGAGCCUGCACCAGUCGAGGAUCUUGACAUGGCCAAGACAGGUGGUGAAGAGGUGUCUCAUACGCCAGACGAGCCCUUCACUGAUGAGUACAUAACAGGCGAUUUUGGAAUGAAGGAGUAUGACUAUUCCUACAAGGACUACAUCGAGCCCAUCUCUGAAACCAAGGCAGAAGACACCCUGGGUCCCGCCCUGUCCGCUGUGACAGAUGAGGGAGGUGCUUCUUUUCGAGCAAUGAAAGGAGAGAAGGGCGAGCCUGCUGUCCUUGAACCUGGCAUGCUGAUUGAAGGACCACCAGGACCAGAAGGACCAGCAGGUCUCCCUGGCCAUGCAGGACCGAGUGGCCCACCUGGUUCUGUUGGUGAUCCUGGUGAAAGGGGUUUUCCUGGUAAGGCUGGUCUACCUGGAGCAGAUGGUGUCCCCGGACCUCCAGGAACUUCUGUCAUGCUUCCUUUCCGCUUUGGACAGAGUGGUGGCGAAAAAGGGCCCAGCGCCUCCGCACAGGAAGCCCAAGCACAAGCCAUUCUGUCUCAGGCCCGGUUGGCUCUGAAGGGUCCAUCUGGGCCAAUGGGCUAUACUGGCCGUCCUGGACCUAUGGGAUUGCCCGGAAGUCCUGGAUUUAAGGGAGAAGGCGGGGACCCUGGUCCACAGGGCCCAAGAGGUCCUCAAGGAAUGUCUGGUCCUCCUGGCAAAGCCGGUCGAAGGGGUCGUGCUGGUGCUGAUGGAGCAAGAGGAAUGCCAGGAGAAUCUGGAAUUAAGGGUGACCGUGGCUUUGAUGGCCUUCCUGGUUUGCCUGGUGAUAAGGGUUAUCGCGGUCAAACUGGUGGAAUGGGACCCCCAGGACCCCCUGGAGAAGACGGAGAGAGGGGAGAUGAUGGAGAAGUCGGACCCAGAGGUCUUCCAGGUGAACCGGGGCCCCGUGGUUUGCUGGGACCUAAAGGGCCCUCUGGACUUCCAGGACCUCCUGGUGUUCGUGGAAAUGAUGGUCCUCAUGGUCCAAAAGGAAACUUGGGACCACAAGGCGAGCCAGGUCCUCCAGGACAGCAGGGGGCACCAGGAACACAGGGAAUGCCAGGACCACAGGGUGCUCUUGGACCACCAGGAGAGAAAGGACCCACAGGAAAGCCAGGUCUCCCAGGAAUGCCCGGAGCUGAUGGCCCUCCAGGUCAUCCAGGAAAAGAAGGGCCUGGUGGAACCAAAGGAAAUCAGGGUCCAAAUGGUCCUCAAGGAUCUAUCGGCUAUCCUGGCCCUCGGGGAAUAAAGGGAGCUCAAGGUAUCCGUGGACUUAAGGGUCAUAAGGGAGAGAAGGGAGAGGACGGCUUCCCUGGAAUCAAAGGAGACUUUGGUGUGAAAGGAGAUAGAGGUGAGGUGGGAGUACCUGGCCCGAGAGGAGAGGACGGACCUGAAGGCCCGAAGGGUCGUUUCGGCCCCCCUGGUGAAAUCGGUCCUAUCGGCCUGGUGGGAGAGAAGGGUAAACUUGGUGUGCCUGGACUUCCUGGAUAUCCUGGAAGACAAGGAAUCAAGGGUUCGCUUGGUUUCCCAGGAUUCCCAGGUUCAAAUGGUGAAAAGGGAUUAAGGGGUUUGGCUGGUAAAGCUGGCCCAAGAGGUCAAAGAGGUCCAACGGGUCCCAGAGGGCAAAGGGGCCCCCGAGGGUCAACAGGAAAAUCAGGUCCUAAGGGUGGCUCUGGAAGUGACGGCCCACCUGGACCACCAGGAGAGAGAGGACUUACUGGACCACAAGGUGUAAAUGGAUUCCCUGGGCCAAAGGGACCGCCUGGACCCCCAGGAAAAGAUGGACUGCCUGGACACCCCGGACAAAGAGGCGAAGUUGGUUUCCAAGGCAAAACUGGACCACCUGGGCCACCAGGAGUUGUCGGACCACAGGGUCCAUCUGGUGAGACCGGUGCCUUGGGUGAGCGUGGCCAUCCCGGACCCCCAGGACCACCCGGUGAGCAAGGUCUGUCUGGCCCAUCUGGUAAAGAGGGAACCAAAGGAGAUCCCGGUCCACCUGGUGGGCCUGGUAAAGAUGGACCACCUGGACUGAGAGGAUUCCCAGGAGAGAGAGGAUUACCAGGAACACCGGGCGGCGGUGGACUCAAAGGAGGUGAAGGCCCUGCAGGACCACCUGGACCCGCUGGAUCUCCUGGUGAGAGAGGACUUGCUGGUACUGCAGGCCCUAUUGGCCCACCUGGACGUCCUGGACCUCAGGGGCCUCCUGGAACUGCAGGAGAAAAGGGAGUGCCGGGUGAGAAAGGUCCGAUUGGUCCAGCUGGUCGUGAUGGCAUCCAAGGUCCGGCUGGUCUGCCAGGCCCUGCUGGACCUGCGGGUGUUGCUGGAGAGGAUGGAGAUAAGGGUGAGGUCGGAGAACCAGGACAAAAGGGAGGUAAAGGAUCCAAGGGUGAACACGGUCCUCCUGGUCCGCCUGGACCAAUGGGUCCUGUUGGACAGCCUGGUGCAGCUGGUGCUGAUGGUGAGACAGGUGCGAGAGGUCAACAAGGGCCAUUUGGUGCUAAAGGAGAUGAAGGAACCAGAGGAUUUCCCGGACCUCCAGGUCCCAUUGGACUGCAGGGGUUGCCUGGACCAUCAGGAGAAAAGGGAGAAGUUGGAGAUGUUGGGCCAUUGGGCCCUCCGGGUCCCCCAGGUCCACGUGGUCCAGCUGGUCCUAAUGGAGCUGAUGGUACUCAAGGUCCUCCAGGAGGUUUGGGUAAUCCAGGUCCCAUAGGAGAGAAGGGUGAGCCUGGUGAAUCUGGACCACCUGGUGUUGGCGGAGAGCCAGGAAAAGUGGGUCCGAGAGGAGAGCGUGGCGAAAAGGGAGAGGCUGGGCAGCCUGGCACAGCUGGUCCUCCCGGUGGAAAGGGACCUACUGGAGAUGAUGGACCUAAAGGAAAUCCUGGUCCUGUUGGUUUCCCCGGUGAUCCUGGCCCACCUGGUGAAGUUGGACCACGGGGCCAAGAUGGAGCAAAGGGAGACCGUGGAGAGAGCGGUGAACAAGGAGAAGCUGGGUCUCCUGGACCAACUGGUGAGAACGGACCACCCGGACCUCCAGGAAAGAGAGGUCCUCCAGGAACAAGGGGACCAGAGGGCCGAGAGGGAGAAAAGGGAAGCAAGGGAGAAUCAGGUGCUCUUGGACCUCCAGGAAAGACUGGACCCGUAGGUCCACAGGGUCAGCCAGGAAAACCAGGAACUGAUGGUUUAAGAGGAUUACCUGGAUCAGUGGGUGAACAAGGUUCUCCAGGUCUUGCUGGUCAGAAGGGACCUGUUGGACCCAUGGGUCCUCCAGGUUUACCUGGUCUCCGUGGGGAUCCAGGUUCUAAAGGUGAGAAGGGACAUCCAGGUAUGCUCGGUCUGAUUGGGCCUCCAGGUGAACAAGGAGAGAAAGGUGACAGAGGUCUGUCGGGACCCCAGGGAUCACAUGGAGCCAAGGGUGAAACGGGUAUACCUGGUGCAACUGGACCUCUCGGCCCUUCAGGUCCAGCUGGUAUGCCUGGUCCAAGGGGUAUCAAGGGAGCUAAAGGUGCCUCGGGUGGAGCUGGUCCUAAAGGAGAGAAAGGUGUACCAGGACAACCAGGACCACCUGGACCCCCUGGUGAAGUCAUCCAGCCCUUGCCUAUUCACAUCCCGAAGAAGUCCAAGCGCUCCAUCGAUGCCAGUAAGAUGUUUUCUGACACUGAGGCUGCCGACACCGCUGGCACAGAGUUCUUGACGGGUAAUGAAGGUAUGGAGGAGAUCUUCGGUUCACUCAAUUCCCUGCGCCAGGAGAUCGAGAGCAUGCGAUUCCCAUUGGGAACGCAGGAAAGCCCGGCACGUACCUGUCAGGACCUCCAUCUCAGCCAGCCAGAACUGAAGGAUGGCGAGUAUUGGAUUGAUCCAAACCAAGGAUGCGCCCGCGACUCCUUCAAGGUUUUCUGCAACUUCACAGCGGGAGGAGAGACGUGCUUGUAUCCAAGCAAAUCAGUAGAGAACGUGAAGAUGAACUCUUGGUCGAAAGAGAAGCCUGGUUCCUGGUACAGUCAGUUUUCAAAUGGAAACAAGUUUACAUAUGUUGACGUGAGUGGAGAACCUGUGGGUGUUGUCCAGGUGGGCUUCUUGCGGUUGCUUAGCGUCCAGGCCCGUCAGAAUCUGACCUAUCAUUGCCAUCAUUCAGUAGCCUGGUCUGACCGCACCGCUGGCAACGGUUACCAGAGGGCGCUUCACUUCCAGGGUGCCAAUGAUGAGGAGCUGAGCUAUGAGAGCAGUCCUUACAUCAAAGCCCUCAUCGACGGAUGCUCUUAUCGUAAGGGUUAUGACAGGACAGUACUGGAGGUCAACACCCCUCAGGUGGAACAACUUCCUCUUCUGGACAUCAAGAUCUCAGACUUUGGGGAGAACAAUCAGAAAUUUGGUUUUGAAGUAGGACCUGUCUGUUUCCUGGGAUAAACACAAACACGCGAGCUAAUGGAAAGAGAAUUACAAUCACACACACAUAUAGUGCCAACACUAAUAAAGACAUUUGAAGUUAGGUUUAAGAAGUGGGAACACAUACAUAAAUUCGUACACACAUGCACACACACACUUUGUGAAACAAAGUUGCACACAAUUACAUGCCCAGGGAAAAACACUCCCAGCCAUGGAUGGUCAACAGAGGAGACGAGAGCCACGUCGAAAGGUUCUCACAGGAUCGGAGAAAAGAUAUCAAUGAACAUGGAGGUGUUUUCGGAUGUGUAACAGAUACUGCUGGGAUAAACCUGAAGACCCUCCUGUCUCAGCCCCCUCUCACCUUCAUCUCCCCUCCUCACUGCUUCUCAUUUGAGAUUUUCGAUUCUUUCUACCUCCUUAUAUAGUCCUGUGCAAAGCUUCAACCCAUUUUUACUCACAUACUUCAUCAUACAAAUUAAAUUUACCUUCAGGUACAACAAACUGAGGAAUUGAAGUUAGGCAAGGUAAGGUUAAAUAAACCAUUCCUGAUUUAAAGUGAAUCCAAAGCCAUUAUUAAAAUUGUAAAAUUGUAUUGUUGUACAUUUAUGAUGAUGUGAAUAAAUCUGUAACAACUUGCAAUUUGCGGGACAAACAUAAUGCCAGUGAAGUAUUUAUAAUGAAAGAAGUUAGCUGGUUAUUUUACAACGGGGUCCUUAUAGCGAUAUAAUACAAGUUAAACCUAUAAUAUACACCUAUAUUUGCAUUUUGUCAGACAACUCAGUUUAUUGUGAACCCACAACAUUCAGUAUUUGAAUCAAACUUUUAAGUUUGACUUUUUUCAUAGACAGUGUUCAGGUUGCGCAUGAUAACCAUUUGUACAGAAAUCAUAUAUUAUUGUAUUUAUUUUGUGAAACAAACAGGUGCUCAAAACAACCAAAACUUGCAGUAUGAAAUGAUGUGGUAUUACAUUUGUAAUUGUGUAGUUUUCUCAUCUAUUAAAUAUGUAAAUUAAAUUCCUAGACAGCAAAUCUGUCUCCUCUGUAUUAUACAUUCGUGUUAUUUCAAUGCAUUUGAGUUGCAGCGUGAGGUUUAGGUUAAGGUGAGAUUGGUGCAGGUGGAGACAACAAAGAUCAAGAUGUCAUGAGCAGUGAAGAAGGGACAGAAAGUGAGAUGGUGCGAACCUGAUGAUGGGAAAUAUGAUUUGUUUGAUUUUAUGUAUAUUUUCUGUUUCUUUUUUUAAACACGAAGGGGGAUGAAAAGCUAUAAAAAUUAUUUGUGAAUUCAAAGUUGUUUGUGUGGUUUUCUCCCAAAGACAAUAGAGGCAGGAUUGGUUUGGUCUGUUUGACAAACACCUGUCUUAUAUGGUGCUAAAACUUGUUUUAUGUAAGUACUUUAAAAAUCUGUUUCUGUAAUAUAUAUAUAUAAUCUAUUUAAAGA